Molecule: messenger RNA, 1670 nt
Organism: Maniola jurtina (meadow brown)
Lineage: Eukaryota; Metazoa; Arthropoda; Insecta; Lepidoptera; Nymphalidae
Product: 3-oxoacyl-[acyl-carrier-protein] reductase FabG-like
Exons: 2
Coding region: 89-850 (253 amino acids)
Source: RefSeq, a predicted model, not a curated record
UCCAGUAUCCUUCAAUUAUUAUUAGCAAAUAGCACCACCAAAAUAAAACCUCUGUUUUAACUUUAGUUUAACAAGCAGUUAUUUGAAAAUGGAUUUCAAUGACAAAGUGGUUUUAAUCACCGGCGCCAGUUCAGGGAUAGGAGCAGCCACGGCGAUUCACUUCUCCAAACUAUCUGCGAGUUUAGCACUCGUCGGUCGAAAGGAAAACAACCUGAAAAGAAUUGCUCUAUAUUGCGAAAAGGCUAAAGGUAUUAAACCACUGAUUAUAGUAGCCGAUGUAACGGACGAUUCUAGUCUUGGAAGGAUUGUGAAUGAAACAAUAGAUCACUUCACGAAGAUAGAUGUUUUGAUCAACAAUGCCGGAAUUAUUGCUGUGGGAGGAUUAAAAAGCUCUGAUAUUGAUACUUACGAUAAAAUCAUGGCGGUAAAUAUGAGAGCCGUGUUUCAGUUGACAAAGUUAUUCACACCACACCUUAUUGAUAGUAAGGGAUGUAUUGUUAACGUAUCCAGCAUUCUUAGUACUAAAGUUAGUACCCAGUCGCUAGCUUAUAGCUUGUCUAAAGCUGCAUUGGAUCAGUUUACUAGAUGUGUUGCUUUGGAACUUGCUCCUGAUGGUGUAAGGGUCAACUCGGUGAAUCCAAGUUAUGUGAAAACUAACUUAUUAAAAGAUAUCGGGUUGACAGAAGAUCAGUUGGAUAUGUACACACAGAAUUGUAUUAGCAAGACACCACUGAAAAAGUUGGUGGAAGGAGAUGAAGUAGCAAGUUUUAUUGCCUUUCUGGCGAGUGAUAAAGCUAAAAGCAUAACUGGUACUUGUGCUGCCAUUGAUGCUGGUAAAUCAUUAAGCUAAACAUAAAUUUUUGUCCCAUAGUGUCCUUUGAGCAUCCUCCUGCCGCCACUUAGCCAUGAUUGUUAAAGUGGUUAGAUAUAGAUUUCCUUGAGAUUAGAUAUUUUUUUCUGUUAUUGUAUUAUUACCUCAUUAUUUAAACUAAGUAUUUAUUGUAAAAGUAUUUUGUAGCUGUACAAAAAUCGCAUUUUUCCUAGUAUUACUUUUUAAAUAGGUUCUGUGGCUGUAUAUAAUUGUGAUUGCAGUACUUACAGUAUUUAAUCCUGUAAUCUAAGUUAUAAGAAAUUAUUUGAGGCAAUUAUGGAAAUAUUGGUUGAGUGAUACAACACAAGAUGAAAGAUGAUAUUAUAAAUACCUACCUCAUUAUAGGUUAUAAAGGUGGAAUUAGAUAGAGCAAACAAGCGAAUGCUCACUUUAUCCUCAUUUUGUCAAAUUCUCUUUGGGUUAACAGACAUAGUAUUGCUUUGUCUAUCCAAAAGAAAUUGAUAAAGAGGAUAGAGCGUUUGCUGUUUAUCCAAACAUAUAAAAAAUGAGUUGACACUUGACAGAUUGGGAAUAUAGCAAGCAUUUGCUUGUUUGGUCUAAAUCCAUCUUAAAAACUGAACAUAUCAAAUUAAAAUGGUGGAUUUUUAGAAGUAAGCAUAUCUACUUGUAGUAGGUACAAGUAGGUACUCGUAUUAUUUGCGCAAUCUCGCAUCCGACGCUCUUAAAAGUUAUGUAAAAAAUAUUUUGUUAUACUUACUUUAUUCUAUAUUUUAAUUAACUUAUUGUUUAAGUUUACUUAGAUAAAUCUAAUUUAUCAAAUAUAAUCAUUGUUGAAAUU